AUGACCUCUCUCGCAAUUGCAGUCAAAGACAGCUAUUAUACGGUGCGUCUCUUUGCUCUCGCACGUCUCCUUACCUCUGAAUCGGCUCCAUCCAAGAAAGAUCGAUAUAAACCAAUGCAGCCCAAGUUUGCUUCUAUCAAGGUGCACCCACUCUCUCCACAUAUCAUUGACACCAACGCCAUCCAAAGGCAAACAUCCGAAACGCCCCAACCCCUCCCUCAGCACCAACCCCAGUCCCCCAUCUCAAGCGCAGCUAAAGACAGCGGUUUCGAAGGCGCACCGAAGGAACGUCACGGUCGCGGCGCGCAUAAAGCUGGUCUGGAUUCUGAAUUUGAGACUUUGGAGAAGAACCUCAAACGUGAACCUCCUCCAGCAGUGGACUGGUGGGACGCAGCUCUACUGCCUAGCAAGAUUUACAAUGAUCUCUUCCUCGGAUUCUCGCAUCUCAAUAUCCUUACCCAGGUAUACGAUGAUGACUAUAAUAUACCACUACAGGAGCAAAAGCAGAUGCGGAAACAGCGCCGUCAAGCUGACCGUGAAGAUAAACGCGAUCGUAUUCGUAUGGGUCUCAUCCCUCUCCUCCCUAACAUCCUUGACCUUAACCUUACUCACUUUUCUCGUCACACAGUCCGUCUAUCGAAUCUCAUGAAAGCACUAACAUCAGACGCAGUCCAAGACCCCACCCACAUCGAAGCUCGCGUCCGCAAAGAAGUCGCAAUGAGAAAGCACUCACGCAAAUAUGAACGCGGAACGAAGAAGAAUAACAAAUCAGAGGAGGAGGAGAAUGGUAUCGUGGGGGCUGUUUUCAAGGGGAAAACGCUCACAGACUCAUCCCAUCGGAUCAAAGUCCGCAAAAACGCCGAACAGCUCCACUCGACGUGCGUCUGCAUCUGCAACCUAGCUUUCAGCAUGGUACACAUUGAAGGCGCUGGCAGACGUAUCGCUUGGACCGCGGCUGCGCAUCCGCGUGGUGGGGAGGACGUUGUUAUCGAUCACGAGGGCGAGGAAGAUGAUGCUCAAAGUGACUCUGGUGCUGGCGGUAGUGGUGGGCGUGCAGGGAAACAACCCGCCAAUUGCGGGAAGAACCGCACGGUCGCUACGCUGCUGCCCACGUUACUUCAGCAUCCAUAUGUAACACUUCAGCAAUCAAACAUGAUCGUUCACCGGGCAACUGGAUUCAGUAAACGAUCUCGUUUAAUUGUUCGCAAGUCCCAGGAAGUAGAAACAGAAGAUCGGAAUUGAGUCCCGUAUCGCUCUCGUGGUUUGUUUAUUCUGCCACACUUGAGGGCAAUUCAGUGUUCCAUAUGUUCCAUCAUCAACUUGGGGGACUUGCGCUGAUGAUACUUGGCGCACCUUCUCACCGCAUCGAAUCCCGGUUCAUUGCAGCAGCCCGCAUCCGCGCCCAGCAUCAUGAUGAUCUGUCCCAUUACUUAGCUCAUACGCUCUACCCAGGCCUUCCACUCCGCGUUCAUCAUUCGAUUGUACACGUGAACCUAGGCAGUCCCCCGGGGCCCCUCCUCCU
Molecule: messenger RNA, 1522 nt
Organism: Suillus paluster
Lineage: Eukaryota; Fungi; Basidiomycota; Agaricomycetes; Boletales; Suillaceae
Product: pre-mRNA processing factor 3-domain-containing protein
Exons: 6
Coding region: 1-1242 (413 amino acids)
Biological process (GO): mRNA splicing, via spliceosome
Cellular component (GO): U4/U6 x U5 tri-snRNP complex
Source: RefSeq, a predicted model, not a curated record